Amaranthus tricolor (Joseph's coat) is the source of this 1646-nucleotide messenger RNA. RefSeq names its product auxin-responsive protein SAUR64-like. The record is from RefSeq and is a predicted model, not a curated record. NCBI's taxonomy places the organism in Eukaryota, Viridiplantae, Streptophyta, Magnoliopsida, Caryophyllales, Amaranthaceae. Gene Ontology annotation, biological process: response to auxin. The coding region runs from base 344 to 754 and encodes 136 amino acids. The transcript has a single exon.
CACACUCAUGGAGAUCAUACAUAAUUAAAUGAAGAAAAAACAAAACCAUUCAACUUCAAAUACAAUAAAUCUAAUCGAAUGGCUAAGAGGAUUAUAUAACUAUUAUCUGAAGAUACAUAUGGGCUACAUGUUUUAGGAUUUUCAAAGCAACUAAAAAACUAAACCGCAUGGGUUUGUUUCUAAAUAACAAGAACAAAGCAAUCAAUUAUUAAGUGUAGUGUGUCUUCACCUUGAAGCUAUAAAAAUGUAUUUCCCGUUUUCCAAAACUCAUCACCCAAAAACUACAACUUCCUCAUUCAAUUUCUGAAAAAAAACAUCUUUAGUUCCCAUCCUUAACCAAAACAUGAUCAGCACAAAGAAGCUUAUUAGUAUGGCAAGAAAGUGGCAAAACAAGGCUGCCACAACCCGGAAGAGGAUCCCUAAGCCACAAUCAGUGGCAAAUGAGGGUCACUUUGUUGCCUACACAAAUGAUAAAAGACGAUUUUUGAUUCCAUUGUCGUAUCUCAAGAGUGAGAUUUUUAUUGAGCUGUUAAGAAUAGCUGAGGAAGAAUUCGGAGUGCCAUGUAUUGGGCCAAUUAUGCUACCUUGUGAUUCGAGUUUCAUUGAGUACACAAUCUCUUUGAUCGAAAGAAGUUUAGCAGGGGAAUUGGUGAAGGCAUUAUUAAUGUCUUUAACUAGUUGCAGAUACACUUCAUUGUCUACACAAAAACAUCUAGAACAAACCAAAUCACAAUAUCUUGUAUGUAGUUUUUAGAGGAGCACUUUGUCUCAUUUUUUUGUACAGAGCAUAUCUGACUAGAAAGAUAAUGAAAGUUUAGUCAGAAGCAUCAAAUCAAACAGUUCUGCCGUUCUUUUAAUAUUAUCCCUUUUUUUGCUUCGUCAUUGCACAUAAUGUAUAUACUUGAAAAUUAUCUCAAAAAAAUAGAAGACAAUUUUAUUUAUACCACUUUGUUAGUGUUCCCUUUUAUCAUGCCAUUUUGUUAAUGAUAAUGAUCCACCCUUCAUGAUCAUAUUGAUCAAGCGAUCAACCAGCAACAGCGUGUGUGAAUUUGUCAAAUAUCUUGUAAAUUUAUGAUCUAGUAUCAUUUGAGAAACAUAUUACCUGAUGAUGACGAUCCGCAUAGAAUCACCAUUAAAGACACUUUUCUUUACUAUCGUGUGCUUGUGUUUCACGUUUAACCCUGCACACAAUAAACCACCCGAUACUUAAGCCCUUAUCUAUUUGGCCAUUCCUAUACGAGAGCUUAUUGAAAAUUCACCAGUUAGAAUAAAGAAAAAACAUUCAAUGAUUGUGAGUUUGAUUUGCCUUGCCGUCAGAAUAAGCUUAUUACAGAAGGAUGUUCAGAACUCAACUUCAGCGACAGAUUAAUAGCUCAACACAUUUUCUAAUAAUUCAGAAUCAUCUACCAUUUGAUCAAAAAGAUAUAAGUGUCCAGGAACCAACUCAACAAAAAGCUUAAACUGAUGGUUGAGGCCCCAGAAUAUGUUAUAUACUCUAACAAUGAGAACCAUUAAAUAAUCAGCUAAGGCUGAAAAGUAUCAGGGGGAAACUUGAUUACAUACAAGUUUUCCUAUGAGUAUGAGUGACACAGCAAACAAUAAGGUAUUGAAGCAAGACAAACUGUUAGUACCGAGAUAAUUUGGUA